AUAUAUUGUUUACUACUACUAUGCCAUAUUUAAUCCCAGUGGUAAUAGAGUAUUUUGUUUGUAGCCUUAGUUGAACAAGAACAAAUUUUUUGUGCAGAAAGAGAGGAUAUUUCUAAAUUGCGGUGUUAAGUUUGUUUCGGAGCCGAAGAAGAAAAAGAUUCCAAGUGCUGAAGACCAAAGAAAGCUGAAACCGCUGGAUUGAUAUAGAAAAACCAUGGCAGGUGGAGGUGGAGGAAGUUCAAGGCAGCUUGACCAGACACCCACAUGGGCUGUGGCUGGUGUUUGUGCUGUCAUCAUCCUCAUUUCCAUUGCCUUGGAGAAACUUCUCCACAAAAUUGGAACUGUGAUGUUAACGGAUAGGCACAAGAAAGCUCUUUAUGAAGCUUUGGAGAAGGUAAAAAAUGAGUUGAUGAUUCUCGGUUUUAUCUCACUACUUCUCGUAUUCAGUCAGUAUUACAUCAAAAUCUGUGUACCUUCUGGUGUUGCUGACUCUAUGCUGCCCUGUCGUGCACGUGACAAAGUUGCUACUAAAAAUGAUGGACAUCGUCGGAGGCUUAUAGGGUACGAGCGUAGAGUUCUGGCUGCUGGUGCUAAAGAGCCUUCUUGCAAGCAGGGGCGAGUACCACUGAUAUCUGUUGAUGGACUGCAUCAGUUACACAUCCUCAUAUUCUUUUUAGCUGUCUUUCACGUGAUAUAUAGUGCUGUCACAAUGGCUCUAGGAAGACUCAAGAUUCGUGGUUGGAAGGAUUGGGAGCAGGAGACUUCAUCGCAUCAUUAUGAAUUUUCAAAUGAUCCUACAAGAUUUAGGCUUACUCAUGAAACAUCUUUCGUGAGAGCACACACCAGUUUCUGGACCAGUAUACCGAUCUUCUUUUACGUUGGCUGCUUUGUCAGACAGUUUUUCCACUCCGUCAGUAAAUCUGACUAUUUGACAUUGCGCAAUGGAUUUAUUAGUGUUCAUUUAGCUCCUGGAAGUAAAUUUAACUUUCAAAAGUACAUAAAGAGGUCAUUAGAGGAUGAUUUCAAGACUGUGGUGGGAGUCAGUCCAGUGUUAUGGGCGUCUUUUGUGGUUUUCUUGCUCUUAAAUGUCAGUGGUUGGAAAGCCUUGUUCUGGGCAUCCCUAAUUCCUGUGGUUAUAAUCUUAGCAGUUGGGACGAAGCUUCAAGCUAUUUUGACAAGGAUGGCCAUUGAAAUUACAGAGAGACAUGCAGUGGUUCAGGGCAUUCCACUUGUGCAAGGCUCAGAUAAAUACUUCUGGUUUGGGCAUCCUCAGUUAGUUCUUCAUCUUAUUCACUUCGCUCUGUUUCAGAACUCAUUCCAAAUAACAUACUUUCUGUGGAUUUGGUAUGAGUUUGGGCUAAAAUCUUGCUUCCAUGAGAAUUUCGAGCUAGUCAUUGCCAAACUUGCUUUAGGGGUAGGAGUCCUAGUUUUAUGCAGCUACAUCACGCUUCCACUUUAUGCUCUUGUAGCUCAGAUGGGUUCCUAUAUGAAAAAAUCAAUCUUUGAUGAACAAACUUCCAAAGCCCUGAAGAAGUGGCAUAUGGCUGUGAAGAAAAAGCAGGGAAGGAAGUCUCCAACUAGAAGAUUGGGUGAUGCAAGUCCAACUGCUUCAGUGGCUUCAACUUUGCAUUCGACAGGGCCAGCACUACAUCGUUUCAAAACUACUGGUCACUCAACUCGCUCCUUCACAUAUGAGGACCAGGAGGCGUCUGACUUGGAAACUGACCCAUCAACUCCUGUGACGAACAAGUUAAUGAUUACAGUUGAUCACGAUACACGCAAUGAGCUGAAUGUACCCAAUGAUGCAGAAGAAAUCAAGAACGAUAAUGACUUGUCAUUUAUGAAGCCAUCCCCCAAAGAGAUGAACAUCUAGGAGACUAUGAUGUCGCUCUGCUGGCUGUUGUAAUUGUUUCUGCCAGUUCAGCCGAUCUACUCAGCUUGGUUCGAGACUUUUGAGUACUUCUUUUACAUGUAUGAUAAGAGCAUCUUUUAUGCUGGAAAGCAGGUUAGGUUUGAUGGAGCUGCAAUCCUUGUAUAUUAGCAUUCAUGGGCCACAAUUAAUGCAGUAGUCUGAAAGAACGUCCUGAUUGCCCACAUUGCUAAACAACUCGUGAUGGUUAGCUAAAUGUGGUUGGUUCCUCGAUUUAGACAGGAAGGACUUCGUUUAUGCGCAGCAUCCCAAACUUUUGAGGUAAAACAGGAAAUUGAACUUUUGAUGUAUUUUCACGCAACUGCUCUGCAAAGAGAUUAAAAUCCCACCUUCCUUGUCGAACGAUGGGCGGGUUGAAAGAGACUUCAAUUCGUUCAGACGACUAG
Coffea arabica (coffee) is the source of this 2316-nucleotide messenger RNA. NCBI's taxonomy places the organism in Eukaryota, Viridiplantae, Streptophyta, Magnoliopsida, Gentianales, Rubiaceae. The record is from RefSeq and is a predicted model, not a curated record.